UAUUUGGUUGGUUUUUCACUUUUUGCCUCCUCACCACAGGGAAGAAUUUAUAAAAGGAUCAUUAGCUAAGAGCCUCCCAUCUGAUCUGGACUAAGAGGUGAGGGCACUGUUUAAAGCUGUGAGGCAAGGUGGAAAAACUAAGACUGAGUAUCAGGUUAAUGAAAGCAUGAGGUGGCUCUUAGGCAGCAGCUGGAGGAAAUUUGGACAUGCUGACAGGGGGAACUACGACUGGUUAACUAGUGAACCAGGUGUGCCACUUCUGGAAACCCAGUUGCAGAGCAGACAUCAGAUCAGCUCAACCAAAGACGAUGUAGAACCAUUUCUGUGCAUCAUCCUGCCUGCCACCAUGCUGCUCUUCCUGGCAUUCCUGCUGCUCUUCCUAUACCGCCGCUGCCAUCGACCCAGCCUCCAGGGGCAGAUCUUCAGUAUUGAUCUCCCAGAGCACCUACCUGAGCGUGAUGUGUCCGAUUUCCUUUCAGUGCUGCCCUGGAACAGUGAACAGAAUUUCCACUACUCCACUCUGCUCCCUGAAGCCACCUUCCUCACUCUAAGCUUGCCUCCAUCGUAUGAGGAGGCCACUAUGAAACCUCCUGUGGGAGAGGCUCACAUUGAGUUCUCUCAGGAUCCAGUGCCUCCUUAUGAAGAGAGUACACACUGGUCAACCAACAGUAAAUAAACUUCCUAAGGAGACACCUUUGGCUGAAGCUUACCACCCAUCAAGGCAUAAACGUGAGACACUAGUCAUUAACGUUAGUGACCAAGUUUUCAAACUAGGAAACCAACAAAGUUAAUUGAGGAAGGAGCUUGGGUUGAUGUGGGAUUACUUUAACACAUUUAAUGAUUCAGCAUUUCUAACCUCAAUUCACAGCAGCAAACACAGUUAAAUACCAGGUUGGUGUGGGAUGGGAGGAAUUGUGGGAAUAAAAUGAAUGA
Messenger RNA from Gopherus flavomarginatus (Mexican gopher tortoise), 933 nucleotides. It is a transcript of the gene SMIM28, whose product is annotated as small integral membrane protein 28. The transcript has 2 exons. NCBI's taxonomy places the organism in Eukaryota, Metazoa, Chordata, Testudines, Testudinidae. The record is from RefSeq and is a predicted model, not a curated record. Bases 167 to 676 code for a protein of 169 amino acids.